Messenger RNA from Saccostrea echinata, 2043 nucleotides. RefSeq lists its product as uncharacterized. The transcript has a single exon. Bases 1 to 2043 code for a protein of 680 amino acids. NCBI's taxonomy places the organism in Eukaryota, Metazoa, Mollusca, Bivalvia, Ostreida, Ostreidae. The record is from RefSeq and is a predicted model, not a curated record.
AUGAUUACGUCUGGAUUAUUCAAUAAUUACAUACAGGAUUUGUACGCAUGCGCUAGCGGCAUUUUUUACCACGUGCGAAGGUUUGCUCACAUUUUCACAUACACAGCCAACAGAAUGGCACGUCGUUUCGAUCGAAACAUCAAAAGAAGAAAACGAUCUAUUAGGGCAAUGAAAUACAAAGCCCGCAAAAAUAGAAAGUUCUACUCCAAUGUUCUUUAUGCAAGAGAACAUGUAUUCAAUCUGACCAAAAACAAGUUAACAGAUAGUGAAUACUUAUUGUUAGCAAAAGAACUGAAAUUCAUCCCAACACCUUCGACAAAAGUCGCAAAAAACGACUUACUCAAGGAUUUUGAGGAACUUGCACGUAAAAUGAGAUGUAAGUUCAAUUUCAAGACUAACAACGAUGAGAUUCAUCCUUUCUACACAAAGAGUGGAUAUGAACCACCUAAGAUGAUUGGUGCACUUGAAACCUACAUCGAUAAGACCAAACUUGAACUUUCCUCAAUUCAAAUAAAAAAAUGCUCUGAUAAUUUAUCUCAACUUGAGAGAAGAGCACUUAACCAGUUACGAUAUCGCCACGAUAUUGUAAUUAAAAAGGCAGACAAAAACAACAUAUGUGUUGUUAUGAACAAACACGAUUAUAUUAAGGAGGGCGAUCGCCAAUUGAACACUAAAUAUUACGAAAUAAUUGACGAUUUUGAUUUAUCAGUGCUCCAAAGGAAUAUUGAAAAUAAAAUCAAUGAACUUAAGGCAAAUGGGUAUCUAGAUAAAGUUACAUAUAGAUUUUUAAUGGAUAUUACGUAUCCACGAAUAGGUAGAUUAUACUUACUACCUAGACUUCACAAAUUAGAUCAGACGAUGUUUGAUCUUAUCAAAGAACAGGGCCACUACAAUCAAGAAAUCAUUUGCCCGGCACGACCUAUUAUCUCGCAAUGCGGGUCGGCGACGGAACGAAUCAGCCAAUAUGUUGAUUACUUCCUAAUACCAAUAGUCAAAACACAAUCCACUUACAUCAGAGAUAGCUCUGAUUUCAUAAUGAAAGUAGAAAAACUUAGACCUCAAGCAGAAUGCAUAAUGGUCAGUUAUGAUGUAACAUCCCCGUAUACAAAUAUGCAGUUCAACGAAUUACUCACAGCUGUCAGUGAAGCAUACUCUAAAUUCAACAAAGGAGAAUUUAAAAUUCCUUCGCCACCUACAGAAGAUCUUCUGUGGUUGUUACAAACAAUAUUAGAAAAUAAUGUCUUUGAAUUUAUUUCUAAGAAAUAUAAACAAAUUAUAGGCUGCGCAAUGGGCUCAAAAUGCAGUCCUGAAAUGUGCGAUAUCAGAAUGUAUGAAGUCACUUCGGAAAUUCUAAACAAAUUUCCAUUUCAACAUAAUAUUGUUUAUCACGGUCGAUAUCGAGAUGAUGGAUUUAUAAUCUAUCAUGGGGAAAUGGAUGAAAUUCAUCAAGUUUUCCAAAUAGCAAAUUCACAUCAUCCUCUUUUAAAAUUCACAUAUGAAAUUUCUGACAAAGAAAUGAACUUCCUUGACAUCACCCUAUUUAAGGGAGAAAGGUUUGAAUUAGAAGGAAUUCUUGAUGUCAAAACUUUCAUAAAACCUACUAAUACUUUCCAGUAUCUGGAACGCAAUAGUGCACAUAGCCCCUCUGUUUUCAAGGGAAUCAUUAAAGGCGAAAUCAUUCGUCAUUUACGCAAUACUAGCGAUUCUAAUAUUUUUCAUAAUGCGAUCGAGAAGUUCAAAUUUUCUCUGUUGAAAAGAGGAUAUAAUGAAAAUGAGAUUAACAGUUCAAUGAACAAUGUUCUAGAAAAUUACAAAAGAGACCAUUUAAAUCAAAAAAAGAAAGUUAACAGUAAUUCUGAUAUAUCAUUGGUCAUGGUUACAAAAUACAACCCAGCCAUUAGCAAUAUCAAAAAGAAAUUGCUAAAAUACUGGCACACUCUAUCAAGAGAGCCCGAACUCAAAGAUAUAUUCAAAGACAAACCAAUUAUAGCAUAUAAAAAACACAGGAGUUUAGGAGAUCUCCUAACAAGUUCAAAACUUUAA